This is a messenger RNA of Meloidogyne enterolobii, 900 nucleotides long. NCBI's taxonomy places the organism in Eukaryota, Metazoa, Nematoda, Chromadorea, Rhabditida, Meloidogynidae. The record is from the annotation of a GenBank genome assembly.
AUGAUAGCUCUUUUGGGAAUUUUCUUUUUGGGUUGUGUGUUGCUUGCAAUUUUCUACUGGCUCAGGCAAAAUCGCUUGUCAAAAAAUCAGCUUGAUCAGCAUCACUCUCGUUUCAAUCAUAUAAAUUCUAGGCAUACAUCUCCAGUGUUAGAAAAUAAUUCCUCUUCUGUAUCCUUGUCCCCGGCAUGCGAGGAGUAUGGUGUUGAUCACUUACAAGAGUUGCGGAACCAUGUCGCUAACAACAACAAACCAACCGCUUUUGGGAUAACAAAUGAGCAUUUCGACCGUCUUGAUUUUGGUUCUUUACAAAAAUUACAAAAUCAGACGACUGUCCUUAUAAGAAAAAAACAACAGCAACUUUCUUCAUCUUCUUCGAAUUUCAGGAGUGGAUGCAUAACUGAGGGAACAAUUUCGAGAGGAGUUUUGACAAUAAACACUGCAAAUGAUAAAUACAGCAACAAUAAUUUGAAUUCUGACGAUGAACUUAUAUGGAAUGAGAAUGGAUUGCAAAAAAGGGAUAACAAUAAUGCUAUCAAUGCUGAUUUAAAUGCUGCAGCAGCUUGCCGGUCAAUUACGGAAAUUUAUCGUUCAGCUGAAAUGAAAUUAAAAAAUAUGAUGCCAAACGAGCAAAAUACUCCAAGGAAAACAGAAUUUAAAAGUAAUUCGAAUUUCUAUCGAAACAAAAUUUUUGAUCACAUAUUUGAUAAAUCUGUAGGUGAAUAUUCCAUCCCAGCAUCAAAACAACAUAAUUUUGAUGAAAAAUACAAGGAAGUGUUAACUGGAUGUGUCAAUAAAAUUCGUGGUUAUGGCACAAGAAAAUUGACAGAACAAGAAAUGCUGAGAUGGCGACAGCUAGUCAAAAAUGAUCAAAAUUUUCAGGCAAAUUUAUUACUUGAUUGA